Molecule: messenger RNA, 1740 nt
Organism: Penicillium griseofulvum
Lineage: Eukaryota; Fungi; Ascomycota; Eurotiomycetes; Eurotiales; Aspergillaceae
Product: alpha/beta hydrolase
Exons: 1
Coding region: 1-1740 (579 amino acids)
Source: RefSeq, a predicted model, not a curated record
AUGGAAGAAAAGCUUCUGCCGGGGGCUGUUACCAGCAAGCAGGAGAGGCCAUAUCCACGCCUUAAGAAAUGGACCCUCUCAUCAAUAUCGACACUCAUCGCAUUACUCGUUCUCAGCAAUCGCUACAACCUAUAUCCCAUAUCAUAUCCCAAUUGCAGCCCAAAGCCCUUCAAAUACACCGGCGAGCAUAUAACAUGGGAACCAUGCGGCGACCUACACGACCGACCACUCGAAUGUAGCAGCAUCGAAGUUCCCAUAGACCAAUUUGCAGAGAAAUCAAACACAACCAGUUCCAGUGGUUUCACAAUCCCACUCAUCCGCCUACGCAGCGAAAACGCAACACAAAACCUCCUCCUAAACCCCGGCGGCCCAGGAGCCAGCGGCUUCGAAUUCCUAUACCGCCGGGGUGACCAGCUCAGGACCAUCCUAGGCUCAGGUUUCCACUUGCUAACAUUCGAUCCACGCGGCAUAAACAGCUCAACACCGACAGCAUCCUGCUACCCAGACGCCAAGACACGACAAGAACAGUCACAUGUUCGAGCGCGCGAUGCCGCAUCCGAUAGCCCCGAGAUCUAUGCAUGGGCGCGUAACUUUGCCAAAGCAUGUCCGGAGACGAUGGGCGAGUACGCGCCGUACAUCAACUCCCCUCAGACUGCAGCGGAUAUGAAUAGUAUCCUCGAUGCGGUGGGACAGGAAGAUAUGAUAUAUUGGGGAUUCAGUUACGGGACUCUUCUGGGACAGACCUAUGCGGGAUUAUUCCCGGAACGCUCGAAACGGGUGAUUAUCGAUGGAGUCGUGGACCAAUUCGCGUGGUACGAGGGCGUUGGCGAAUCCGAUGAAUUCAUCGACACGGAUAAAGUGUUGGACGGGUUCUUCGACGAAUGCAUAAAAGCAGAUGCUAGAUGUGCGCUUGGGUCGCUGGCAACGUCGAAAGAAGAGCUGCGCGAAGUAGUCUUCUCAUUCAUGGAUACGCUGCGUAAUAACCCGCUCGACGUAUACAUCAACAACACCGUCUAUGGAAUCUUAACCUGCGAGAAAGUCUGGUACAACGGUGUUUUUGCGGCAUUAUACAGGCCUCCACUAUGGUCGACUCUUGCGGAGAAUCUUUACAAUUUGAUCCGAGGAAAUGCAACACCCGCCUUCCUGGCUUAUAACACUGACCAUGGACUGGAUGAUGAGUCUAAUGAAUUCGUCACGCUGAACGAUGGCCGAACUGGACCGGCGCACUGGCCGCAGGGACAAGACGAACUACUAGCACAAAUCACACCAUGGUUGAACCAGAGUCUGUUCAGCGCUUCGUUUCUCACAUCAUACUACCAGAAACAGCAGUGGACGGUACCUAGGACACAUCCGUAUGUUCCGAGGCGAGACGUGGAGACCGCACAUCCGCUGUUGAUCCUAUCGACUACCUACGACCCUGUGUGUCCGCUUGUCUCGGCGCGCGUGGCUAAUGAGGCUUUUGCUGGAUCUCGGAUUGUGGAGGUUGAGGGGUAUGGGCAUUGUUCUGUGGCUGUGGCUUCAGUUUGUGCUGCGAAGCAUGUGCGGGCAUUCUUGUAUGAAGGGAAGCUUCCUGAUGGAUACACGCGGUGUAAGGUUGAUUCUGCUUAUUUUGGUAAGCCCGAUGAGAAUGGGCGAGUGGCUGCGAAGGCAGACUUUGAGGACCGGGAGGAUCAGAAGAUCCAUCUUGCGCAAUUGGAACUCAUGGCGGGAUGGGAGUUUGCGAAGCCGGUCUUUUAUUGA